This is a messenger RNA of Camponotus floridanus (Florida carpenter ant), 1277 nucleotides long. Its product is annotated as pancreatic lipase-related protein 2. The transcript is spliced from 4 exons. Lineage: Eukaryota; Metazoa; Arthropoda; Insecta; Hymenoptera; Formicidae. The record is from RefSeq and is a predicted model, not a curated record. Gene Ontology annotation, biological process: lipid metabolic process. Bases 16 to 1083 code for a protein of 355 amino acids. Gene Ontology annotation, molecular function: lipase activity.
UUUCGCAACGCAAUAAUGUCAAAAAAUAGUACAAUGUUUCUUAUUGCAACGUUCUUCAUAUCUUUGCUCCUAAAUGUACCUAUUAAUUCAGUUGAUUUACCAAAUCAUCGAUCAUCGAUUCAAAACUUUCAAGACUUCCGUCCCGAGGAAGGUCUCCUGGAGAUCUUCCUGAACCCGACACCGGUCAUUUCGAAUGAUCACGCGGUGAUUGGCAGCAUUAUUGAUUCGGAUUUGAAAGCGGAGAAUAUAAAUUAUGAGCUUUACACCAAAGAUAAUAAAGAGCAAUCUGUUUCUCUACGAGUGGGUGAUAGUGCACAACUGAAAGAAUCGCCGUUUAACUCUACAUGGCCAACCAAGAUCAUCAUUCACGGAUGGGCAGAGAGCGGAAAUACUUUCUGGAUAAAUAACAUUCGACAAAAUUAUCUUAGUAUCGGAGAUUACAAUGUAAUCUGCGUAAAUUGGUUCGCUGGUUCAACCAAGGAAUAUCUAACGUCUGCCAAAAUUACUCGUCUGGUAGGAGAAUACAUAGCUGCGUUUAUAAAAUUUCUCGGAUCGGAGGUUCAAGUUUCCUACAGUGAUAUCCAUGUACUGGGGCAUAGUUUGGGUGCCCAUGUAGCCGGGUACGUUGGUAAUUAUAUGCGGGGAAGACUCGGUCGCAUCACCGGACUUGAUCCAGCUGGACCAGCCUUCGAGACACCUUAUCUGAAAGACGCGGCUGAGCGGCUAGAUUCCACAGACGCCGAUUUCGUCGACAUCAUACACACCUGUGCCGGUAGUCUCGGCAUCCUCAGACCCAUCGGCCACGUGGAUUUCUAUCCGAACGGAGGAACAUUUAGACAACCCGGAUGUCCAGUACUUUCAGCCCAAACCUGUAGUCACAGUAGAUCGCAUGAAUUUUUUGCCGAGUCUAUCGUGCAUCCUGACGGCUUUCCCGCUCUACGGUGCGCCAAUUGGAUAGAUUUCCAGCUUGGUAAAUGCAGCAAUAAUUCUACUGUGAUGGGAGAAUUUGUCAAUACUAAAGCUCGGGGUACUUUUUACCUGGAAACCAACGCAGAACCGCUGUUUGGAAAAGGCGAGAUAUAAAAGGAAGUCGGUGGACAUUUAGAUAACGUAACUUUGCAUGUCCACUUAUGACACGUAUAUAUAUUUUAUUACAAUUAUAGCAAUAUCGCAGAGAAACGUACAAAAGAGUAUAGAAAGUAUUUUACUUAUAUAUACAUAUAUAUGUAUCUAUUACACAAAUAUGAUUACGAUAUCUAGUAGGUAGUAAUAAAAAA